Rhinichthys klamathensis goyatoka is the source of this 6303-nucleotide messenger RNA. RefSeq names its product slit homolog 1a (Drosophila) (gene slit1a). The record is from RefSeq and is a predicted model, not a curated record. Lineage: Eukaryota; Metazoa; Chordata; Actinopteri; Cypriniformes; Leuciscidae. The transcript is spliced from 33 exons. Gene Ontology annotation, biological process: negative chemotaxis; axon guidance. The annotation marks the transcript as partial. Gene Ontology annotation, molecular function: calcium ion binding; Roundabout binding; heparin binding.
AGACUUGAGUGAGAACUUCAUCCAGGCGAUUCCCCGAAAGGCGUUCAGAGGAGCGACGGACAUCAAGAACCUUCAGUUAGACAAGAAUCACAUCAGCUGCAUCGAGGACGGCGCUUUCCGUGCGUUACGUGGAGUUGAAGUUCUAACGCUGAACAACAACAACAUCAGCGGCAUUCCAGUGUCGAGCUUCAACCACAUGCCCAAGCUCAGGACCUUCCGUUUACAUUCCAACAACCUGAACUGUGACUGCAAUCUUGCCUGGUUGUCGCAGUGGUUGCGUGAGCGUCCGACCAUCGGCCUGUUCACCCAGUGCAGUUCUCCCGCUCCGCUACGAGGGAUUAACGUAGCCGAGAUCCAGAAACACGAGUUCAGCUGUUCAGGUCAGUCUGAGAGCGCGGUGGGCCAGUCGUGUAGUUUGGCCACGGGCUCGUGUCCGGCCGUCUGCACCUGCAGUAAUAACAUCGUGGACUGCAGAGGGAAAGGACUGACGGCGAUCCCGGGUAACCUGCCCGACAGCAUGGCGGAGAUACGACUGGAACAGAACGGCAUCAAGUCCAUCCCUCCUGGAGCCUUCUCUCCUUAUAAGAAACUGCGCCGAAUAGAUCUCAGCAACAACCAGAUCUCCGAGAUCGCUCCCAACGCCUUCCUGGGCCUGCGCUCGCUGAACUCACUGGUUCUGUACGGAAACAAGAUCACGGAUCUUCCCAGAGGAGUGUUUGACGGACUCUACGCCCUCCAGCUGCUGCUUUUGAAUGCAAACGAGAUCCACUGUCUUCGUGCAAACAGCUUCACGGACCUGCAGAAUCUCUCGCUGCUUUCUUUAUACGACAACAAGAUCCAGACGCUGGCCAAGGGCACCUUCUCCUCGCUGCGCGUGAUACAGACCCUUCAUCUGGCGCAGAACCCGUUCAUCUGUGACUGUAACCUGAAGUGGCUGGCGGAUUACCUGCGCUCGAACCCCAUCGAGACCAGCGGCGCCCGCUGUACCAGCCCUCGCCGGCUCGCCAACAAGCGCAUCGGCCAGAUCAAGAGCAAGAAGUUCCGCUGCUCCGCCAAAGAGCAGUACGUCAUCCCGGGAACGGAGGACACGCGUCUAAACACCGACUGUAAUAAUGACCCGGUCUGUCCCGCCAAGUGCCGCUGCGAGGCGAACGUAGUGGACUGCUCCAACCUGAGACUGAACCGCAUCCCCGAACACAUCCCAGCAUCCACCACUGAACUCCGUCUCAACAAUAACGAGAUCACGACGAUCGAAGCCACGGGUGUUUUCAAGACGCUGUCUCACCUGAAGAAGAUAAACCUGAGCAACAAUAAGAUCUCUGAGAUCGAGGAUGGGGCGUUUGAAGGGGCGUCUUCGGUCAGUGAACUGCACCUGACGGCGAACCAGCUGGACUCGGCUCACAGUGGGAUGUUCCGGGGUCUGGACGGCCUGCGCAUGCUAAUGCUGCGGAACAAUCGCAUCGGCUGCAUUCACAACGACAGCUUCACAGGCUUACACAACGUGCGUCUGCUGUCCCUGUACGACAACACGCUGACCAGCAUCACCCCGGGAGCCUUCGACACGCUGCAGAGCCUCUCCACCCUAAACCUGCUGGCCAACCCGUUCAACUGCGACUGCCACCUGUCCUGGCUGAGCGUCUGGCUGAGGAGCCGCAAGAUCGUGACGGGGAACCCUCGCUGCCAGCGGCCCGCCUUCCUCAAAGAGAUCCCACUGCAGGACGUCGCUCUGCCAGACUUCCAAUGCGGAGACGAUCACGAGGAGGCGAGCUGCUCUCCGCCGGCCCAGUGUCCCAGCGAGUGCUCCUGUCUGGAGGCGGUGGUGCGCUGCAGCAACAAACACCUGCACCUCCUGCCCAAAGGCAUUCCUCGCAACGUCACCGAGCUGUACCUGGACGGAAACCAGUUCAGCGUAGUGCCAAAAGAGCUGUCCAACUACAAAAACCUGCAGCUAGUAGACCUGAGUAACAACAAAAUCAGCUCCUUGACCAACUCUUCGUUCUCCAACAUGAGUCAGCUCACGACCCUGAUCCUGAGCUAUAACGCUCUCCGCUGUAUCCCGACUCUCGCCUUCAGGGGUCUCCGGUCUCUCCGCCUGCUGUCUCUGCACGGCAAUGACAUCUCAGAGCUGCCUGAUGGCAUCUUCACCGACGCAGCGUCACUGUCACACCUGGCCAUCGGUGCGAACCCCCUGUACUGCGACUGCCGCCUGCGCUGGCUCUCCGACUGGGUGAAGACCGGAUACAAGGAGCCUGGGAUCGCGCGCUGUGUCGGGCCGCACGGCAUGCUGGGAAAACUGCUGCUCACCACGCCGGCCAAGAGGUUCGAGUGCCAAGGUGAAGUGGACACUGCGAUACUAGCGAAGUGUAACCCGUGCAUGUCUAGCCCCUGUCUGAACCACGGCCGCUGCGAGGCGGAUCAGACGGACGGAUACAGGUGCAUCUGUUCUGAGGGGUUCAAGGGCAAGAACUGUGAGACUGUGAGUAACGCUUGUGUCAGUGAGCCCUGCAAGAACGGAGGAACGUGCCACGUGUCCGGAGGAGAGGAGCAAGGCUAUAGCUGUUCAUGUGCUGCAGGCUUUGAAGGUCCCGCGUGUGACACCGACACUGACGAGUGUAAAGAUAACGACUGUCAGAACGGAGCGACCUGCGUAGACGGGAUCAACAAUUACACAUGUUUAUGUGCCCCUUUUUACACAGGGGAGAUGUGUGAGGAUAUGGAGGAUAUGUGCGCUUCUACUCGCAGUCCCUGCAAGCACCAGUCGACCUGCUUCAUCACAGUCUCUGGCCCAAAGUGUAUAUGUGCCCCUGGUUAUGUGGGAGACGACUGCAGUGUGAACUAUGAUGACUGUCAGGACCACAGGUGUCAGAAUGGGGCGCAGUGUGUGGACGAGGUCAACGGAUACUCCUGUGUGUGUCCCAAGGGCUUCAGUGGACAGCUUUGUGAAGUGCCAUCUACUCCGCGUUCUCUCUGCGAGUUGGCCGACUGCCAGAACAACGCCCCCUGUGUGGAGCGGGGCGGGCAUCCACUGUGCCAGUGCCUGGCAGGGUUUGGUGGACCACGCUGUGAAAAGUUGGUCAGUGUCAACUUUGUGGACCGAGACUCCUACCUGCUACUGAGUGACCUGAAGAACUGGCCUCAAGCCAACAUCACGCUACAGGUGUCCACAGCAGAAGAUAAUGGCAUUCUUCUGUACAAUGGAGACAAUGACCACAUUGCUGUGGAGCUUGAUGAAGGUCAUGUUAAAGUCAGCUAUGACCCUGGCAGCCAACAAAGUCAUGCAAUCUACAGUACUGAGACCAUCAAUGAUGGUCAGUUCCACACUGUAGAACUGGUGACCUUUGACCAGAUGGUGAACCUUUCCAUAGAUGGUGGCAUCCCAACAACCAUGGACAGCUUUGGUAAAGUGCAGCCCUUGAGGGGAGAAGCUCCACUAUAUGUGGGAGGCAUGCCGGUCAGCGUCCACCCCACAGCUCCUCGUGUAUGGCAGAUCCAAAACGGCUCCAGUUUCCACGGUUGCAUUCAGAACCUUUACAUCAAUAAUGAGCUACAAGACUUCACCAAAACCCAGAUGAAACCUGGUGUGGUGCCCGGAUGUGAGCCCUGCCGAAAGAUAUACUGCCUGCACGGCAUCUGCCAGCCCAACACUGCGACGGGCCCCGUGUGCCACUGCCAGCCUGGGUGGAGCGGGCAACACUGCGACCAGCCUUCAGCCAACCCCUGCCUGGGCAGCAAGUGUGUCCAUGGAAGGUGUAUUCCAAUGGACAUGCAGUCGUACCGUUGUGAAUGCCAGGAGGGUUUUCAUGGAGCCCUGUGUAACCAGCUGGAAGAACUCUUCAACCCAUGCAGAAAACUGCAGUGCAAACACGGUCACUGUCAGAUCUCCGACACCGGAGAUGCCUACUGUCACUGUGAGGUGGGCUACAGCGGAGAGUUAUGCGACAAGGAGUCCGAGUGCCACGGGGAGCCGGUGCGGGACUUCUACCAGGUCCAGCGGGGUUACUCCAUCUGUCAGACCACACGCAUGGUGUCGUGGGUGGAGUGCAGUGGCGUCUGCGAGUCCGGCUCCUGCUGCGCCAGCCAACGCAUGAAGAGGAGAACACACACCUUCGAGUGCAGCGACGGCUCGUCCUUCAGCGAGGAGGUGGAGAAGACCGUCAAGUGUGGCUGCGCGGGGUGCAUGUAGAGCCACAACACCACAACACCACAGAAAGAGCCAUCACAACAACACAACAACAGAAAAAUAUAGACAUACCCCCGCCCCACCCCACACAACCUUUAUAUUCCCACCACAACCUGACAUUUCCACCCGUAAAAGGGUCAAAUAACACCAACUCUGCUGACAGAAGGGCAAGCAGAGGCUUGUUUCAGGCCUAAAGCAGAACAUUAGUCAUGUAUUAGAAGAAAACGAUGACUCUCUCUGCAGUGCUGGACGUGUAUUUGAGCAGAUUACGCUCCAAAAUGGUGAUGAAAGGAACAUGCACUACAUGUAUGAUAUACCUGUGUGGGAAAAUACAUCCUCAGCGACAUGCUGGUAAGAUAGAGCAUGUGAAUCACAAGUACGGCGGGAGAUUUUGCAUGGAACCACAUGCUGUCAAACCAGAUAUUUCCAAUGGUUUUGUGUGUUAUGGGACUCUUCCAUUCAUUAAUAAACGACAUGGGGGCCGAAACCACCCAGAAGCCUUCCAUCUGAACAUGAAGAGACACCCCUGGUGCCAUAACGUAGAGUUACCCUUCGGGAGCUUCUUUAUAAUAUUUCGACUUUCAAUAGAUCGAGGAGCGAGUCAGAAAGAAGGAUCUAUUCCAUAGUGUUUUGUCAUUCCAUUACCUCAAACAGAGCCUUGACCGAAUGUAAGGGAGAGCUGAAAUCAAGCGCUAGAUAGAUCUCAUCACGCCAUUUUCUAAGAUGCAUGCUCAUUGUCAUGUGAUGUCUGGAUUGUGGUUAAUAUUAGCACUGCCGAGCAGAAAAUAGACCAUCGCUUAUCGAAACCCUGCCGACUACGCCAUGCCACUGCAGUUUAAUAUGGGUCAGUGUUGGAGCUGUUUGAGGGGUACAAUAUGACUAUGGGUUAUGACCACAACACUGUACACACCGAAUCCCAUCCGCUGACGCAGCCGUAACGACUCCUACAGUAUUACCUCGGCAAGCUUCUGCGUUCACCAAGGUUUGCAAAUCGCCAUGAACAUCGUCCUAGAAUUAAAAACGCGAAUAAGUGCAGUUUGGCUUACUUCAUUUAAUUUCGGUGGGUGUUUGUUUUCGCUUUGAUUUCCUUUUCCCAACUUCCCUAGACCUUCACUUUAUACAGAAAUGCUUAACAGAUUCUAAUAUAUAUUUGUAUUUCAUUUUGGUAUAGUAUUUUUAUAUGUUAAAGAAUAAAUUUGUUUUCAGGAUUUUAUUAUCAAAACAGCAGUGUGAAAUUUGGUGACUUUUUGGUGUUUUAUUCAGUCAUUUAUUUCACUUGCUUAUACAGGCCACAGUGGUUUGAAACUGGCCACAAGCAUAGAUAAUAAUUAGCCUAUUAGCCUUAUUGUAAUAUGAGCCAGUGUUGAUUGUUUCGGAAGGUUUUUUCUUUCUUUUAUAUUGUAAAUGUUGUCUUCCAUGUGAAUACCACAUUUAAUUCAUUUAAAAUAUCUUUGUGCUUGAUUUUUGUAAUUAUUUAUUUUAAGACCUGUCCAGAUAGAAAGCUGAUUUUGAGUUGUGAAUACAGCCAAGAGGAAAAAGAGGUUAUUAAGGCAUUUUUAAUAGUGUAAUUACCAUCCAGUACUCAUAAUAAAGAGCAAGUCAACAGCCCCGAUUGCUCAGAGAAAUGCAGUCAUAUUUUAGUUAACUCUUCUUUAGUGAAGUGGCACUAUUUGAGAAGUAAUUCAAUUCUCCAUACAUUCAUUGAACCACAUGGUUGAUGUUUCCAUAACGCAAACAUUAACCGGUUUUCCUACUCUACGGUGGAUACUUAUUGCUCUUAUUGUACAUUGAGGUACUGGGAAUGAAAGCUGAUGAAUGUCAUCGCUAAAGAUGUGAUCGCUUCAGUGCACACAAAUCAUUGGAAAGGGUUUCCGACUUUUCCUGUAGAUGUCAUGGUCUGAGCUUAACCUUGUGCCAAUCACAACCAUUGCAUCAUGAACUCCAGAAACUUUGUGAAAGAUACUGUCGCUGUUGCAUAUAGAACAUUUAAGAGCUCUUGCUGUUUAUUCUUCUGAUGUUACGUUGAUAGUUACAUUGACUAACUGCAGUUACUCCGAAUGUAAGUAGCGCCACCAAAAUGUUUACUGAACUUCCUUUUUCAUUCAUUAAAAUGUGUGAUUAUA